Molecule: messenger RNA, 648 nt
Organism: Ustilaginoidea virens
Lineage: Eukaryota; Fungi; Ascomycota; Sordariomycetes; Hypocreales; Clavicipitaceae
Exons: 3
Coding region: 1-648 (215 amino acids)
Source: RefSeq, a predicted model, not a curated record
AUGCCCUCGUUCAAGCUUGUCCUGCAGGCCGCAGCCACCGCCGUAGCAGCAGCCGCAGCCGCAGCCGCAGCCGCAGCCGCCGUCGAAGCCCCCAUCAAAGGCUACGCAGUCGCCAACCUCACCUGGCAAGUGCAAGUCUUCCCCGGCCAAACCCGCAACCUCAGCGGGCCCAUCGACCAGGUCCGCCGCCAGGCCCUGCAGCUCAACCCCCGUUUCGACGAGCACAAGCGCGGCGACUGGUGGGACGGGUUCCCCCUGGACAUUGCGGGCUACGACGUGCCCUGGAAGACCAUCAAGUGCGGGCCCGGCCCGUACAACUGGGGGUACCACAAGCUGGACAAUGACUGGAAAAGGGGCAUCAUGGAGGGCGUCGGCUGGAUCUGGAGCCAGGACAAGAUGGUGCUGCCGCCCGAGCUGGCGGGGGGGUUCGGGACCUGCGCGCAGGUGCUGUGCAAGUCGGGCGCGGGGAUAUGGUGGUGCAACGACAACCCGUUCAUCAAGACGCUCCGCGGGUACAAGGACCUCGCGGCGGGCGCGGCCAGGGUGAUUUACCAGUGUGCGGUGCAGGACGACAAGGGGUGGUGGACGGUCGGGCAGCAGUUUGCAAAGGACAACUGGAACGUGAUUGUGCGGGCGCAAGAGUGCUGA